AUGAGUUUCUGUAUGCUAUUAUCAACUGCUACUGAUCAGAAAGUUGGAACCAAAACAAGCCAUAUCCUCAAGACCAUACAGAGUGAAGAUGGAGAUAUUAUUGACUGUAUUGAGGUGUACAAGCAGCCAGCUUUUGAUCAUCCUGCUCUACGUAAUCAUACCAUCCAGAAGAGAAGAGAACAGAUGGCACCCAGCUUUGAGGGAAAUAAGAAUGAUAUUAUUGAGGGUGAAGAUUUUCAUAGUAAGAAUAUGGGAAUGGAAGUAAGACAAGUAUGGAAAAGAAGAGGAGUGAGGUGUCCAAAGGGAACCAUACCAGUUCGACGAACCAUGAACCAGCAGCCACUUAGCAGCAGGGCCAUAAGGAAACCACACUACUACUUUCAUACUAACAACAACUUCUCCUCAGUUCAACUCGCAAAUCACUCGAAGGCGAUACUGCUUACAGUAGGGUAUAGAUAUUUAGGAGCUAAAGGAGAUAUCAAAGUGUUCAAUCCUAAUGUGGAGAAGGACGAUGAGUACACCACUUCUCAAGUUUCUCUCAAUAACGGUCCUUACUAUGACUACGAGAGCGUUGAAUCUGGAUGGGCUGUGAACCCGAGUGUUUAUGGGGACAGACAGACUCGAUUCUUUGUAUAUUGGACGAGUGAUGGUUCAAGAACAACUGGUUGCUUUGACCUGACAUGCCCUGGUUUCGUUCAAACGAGCAAUGAAAUAGCUCUUGGUGCAGCAAUCUACCCCUUACCCCUCCCUAAUGCCCUUCCUUACCAAAUAACCGUUUACAUUUUUAAGGAUCCUAUGACAAACAACUGGUGGGUGGAAUAUGGAGAGAAGAUAAAAAUAGGGUAUUGGCCGGGGGAGAUAUUCGAGGCCCUACGUUCGAAUGCGGAGAGUGUGGAGUGGGGCGGCGAGGUGUACAGCACCACCGUCGGCCACACUCCACACACCGCCACCGGAAUGGGAAGCGGCCGCUUCCCAGACACAAUGUUUGGCUACUCAGGAAUCAUCAAGAGAAUUCGAAUCCACGACAAUUCUGCUGCCUUGAAGUUCCCUGAAUGGGUUGAAACAUUCACCGAUGAGUUCAACUGCUACGAUGUUCUCUAUGUUGGAGAUUACAUUGUUGAUCCUGAGUUUUACUAUGGAGGCCCAGGAAAAAAUCCAAUGUGCCCUUGA
Molecule: messenger RNA, 1170 nt
Organism: Humulus lupulus (European hop)
Lineage: Eukaryota; Viridiplantae; Streptophyta; Magnoliopsida; Rosales; Cannabaceae
Product: protein neprosin-like
Exons: 7
Coding region: 1-1170 (389 amino acids)
Source: RefSeq, a predicted model, not a curated record